Molecule: messenger RNA, 4945 nt
Organism: Centruroides sculpturatus (bark scorpion)
Lineage: Eukaryota; Metazoa; Arthropoda; Arachnida; Scorpiones; Buthidae
Product: protein PFF0380w-like
Exons: 2
Coding region: 50-4897 (1615 amino acids)
Source: RefSeq, a predicted model, not a curated record
GAUAUUAUGAAGGGAAGUGUGCAUUUGUUUUCUUGUGUUUUGAAACGUGAUGAAGACAAAAACUGAAAUGUCUACUGAAAAUAAACCGGACAUUUUGUCUGACAAUUAUUUUGCUAUCAAAGGUAAAAUAAUAUCAACUGAUACAAUUAUAAAAAAUUAUAGCGUUAAAUGCGAAGAAAACGAAGCACAGAAACAAAAGUUAGAAAAUUUGACUCUUAUGGUGGAAAAACUACGUCAAGAAUGUACUAACUACGAAAAUAAUUUAAGUAAAUCUUUACAAGAAAUCGAACCUCUGAAAACUAAUUGGUGCUUGCUUAAAGAAGAAAAUGCAAAACAAGUUGAAAGGGUAGAAGCAUUACAGACCAAGUUAAAUGCUUCUGAAAAAUUGAUGGAGCAGUAUGAUGCUUUAUUGAAGAAUAUGAAUGAAGAUUCUUCAGAUACCAAUAACAAAAACAUAGUUUUACUGGAAAAAGAAGUAGAGAGAAAAGAAAAGACUAUAGAAAACAUCAGAGAGAAGAUAGAACAAGAAAAAACCUCUAAGAAAAAAUUACACGAACGCUACAAAAAAACAUUAAUGUAUCUGCUAAAAUUUGGUGAAGAACUCCAAAAGCGAGGAAUGUUAAAAAAGAAAGACAAAAAUAUUAUUGAUAUUUAUUCCAAAGGUUCGUUUACUCCGGAUGAUGUAGAAUUAGAUGAUCUAGAUAUUUGUGUAUCACCAGAUAUGAUGGAAUUAGAAGAUUUAGUGUGUGAAGUAGAUGGAAUACAAAAUGACAAUGCAACUGACUCAAGUGAUUUAAAUGGAAGUAGGGAAAAUGAUGAUAUUAAGGAAGGAGUAGAAGAUACAGAUGAAGUCAAUAAUUGUGAUAAUGCACAAAAUGAAGAAAAUGUUUCACAUAAUUCUAAUGAUGAAGAUUGUAAAACUAAUUCAACAAAGGAUGCUAAAGAAUCUAAAAACUCUGGCCCUCUAGUUCAAAAAGAAAGUAAUAAAGAACAUUCACAUAAAGAAAAUGUUUCAUGUAAUUCUAAUGAUGAAGAUUGUAAAACUAAUUUAACAAAGAAUGCUAAAGAAUCUAAAAACUCUGGCCCUCUAGUUCAAAAAGAAAGUAAUAAGGAACACUCACGUAAAGAAAAUGUUUCAUGUAAUUCUAACGAUGAAGAUUGUAAAACUAAUUCAACAAAGAAUGCUAAAGAAUCUAAAAACUCUGGCCCUCUAAUUCAAAAAGAAAGUAAUAAGGAACACUCACGUAAAGAAAAUUUUUUACAUAAUUUAAAUUUUCAAAAUUGUAAAAAGUCUUCACAAGAAAGUUACAAAGGUUCUAACAAGUACGCUUCAUCAAAUCAGAAUGAAACAAAAUCAGAGUAUUCAAAUGAUUCCAACAUUCAAAAAGUUAAAACAACUCCACCAGAUAUUGAUAAAAGAUGUGAUAAGUAUAUCACUGCAAAUCAGAAUGAAAAUGAUUCAAAUCAUUUGCAUAAUUCUAACAUUCAAACAUGCAAAAAUACUUCACUAGAAAAUAAUAUUGGAGUUAACAAUUGUAAUCUUUUAAAGCAGAGUAAAAUUAAUUCAGGUGAUUCUGUCGUUAAAAAAGUUAAAAUUACUACAUCAGAAAAUACUAAUAAAUUUGCUAAAUGUAUCCCUGCAAAUCAAAAUGAAAUUUAUCCAGGAUGUUCACAUAAUUCCAAAAUUCAAAAAUAUAAUACUACUAAAUUAGAAAGCAAUAAAGAAUCUGAUAAAUGUAUAUCUAUGAAUAAAAAUGAAAUUAAUUUGUCUGAUGAAGAAAGUGUUUCAUGUAAUUCUAAUCAAGACUGCAAAACAACACUUGCAGAAAAUGAUGAAGUAUCUAAUCAAUGUAAUGCUGUCACAAUUGAUAACAAAAUUAAUCCUGAAUGUUCACAUAAAGAUAAGAUUUUGCACAAUUCACUUACUGAAACUUGUGAAACUGUUUCAUUAGAAAGCAAUAAGAAAUGCACUUCUCCAAUUCAAAAUGAAAGUGAAUCAGAAUAUUUAAAUGGAGAUGAUAUUUCACAUGAUUUUAAUAUUCAAGAUUGUACAACUAUUCCUUCAGAAAAUAAUGAGAAAUCUAGCAAAUGUUUUAAUCCAGUUCAAAAUGAAAUUGAUUCAGAAAUUUCGUAUAAAGAAAUGGAAGAUGAAAUAAUUAAAAUAUUGGCUCACAUGAAAUGCCAAACAGAAUGUUAUCAAAUAUUGUCACCAAUUCCAUCAACCCCAGAAACUUUUGAUAUAACUAAUAAAAGGACUGAAAAUAGAAAGAAGAAAAAGCGAAAAUUUGAGAAACUUAAAAAUAAUGAUGAUGAGGAAACUAACCAAUCAAAAAUGAAUGAGCAUUUUGAAAAUGUCAAUGGUGAGAGAAGAGUAACUUUUGCUGAUGAAUUCCCUAAUUCUAAUGGAAAUUUACAUUCAUUUCAGCAAGAUGACAGUACUGAUUCAAGAUAUUGUGAUAAACAAAAUCAUGAUGAUGAUAAUUUAAAAGAAUCAUCACAGAAUUUACAAGAAUGUCCUUUUAAAGCAAAUUUUUCUCACUGUCCCAUUGAUGGAAAUUUUAAAAUAAACAUACGUUUAUUAGAUGAUGCAAAUAAUACCACCAUUGAAAAUCAUAAAAUGACAACAAUAAAUAUAGGUUUUAAUAAUUUGACAAAAGAAUUCAGCAUAGGAUAUUCAAAAGUUCCUUGUGUAGAUCAUAAAUCUGAUAGAAUAGAAAAUAAUCAUAUACAUUCUUAUUGUAAUAAUAAUUGUUCUAUAAGAGAUGAAAAAGUAAAUAAAGUUCAGAAGUUACAGAAUUAUAAUCAAAAUAACCAACAGAAAAAUAAGAAUUUUUCAAGAGUUCCUAAGAAAAAUACUUUUGAUAAAAAUGUUUCUGAUAUUUCAAAUAAUACAUUUCAAGAAAAUUUUAACGUAAGCAAUAGCACUAGUUCUAGAAAAAAUUUGCAGAAAGAAGUUCCUCUGAAAGAUCAUGUUGAUUCAUUGAAUAAAUCUUCAAACUUUACAUCAGAUUCAGAGAUAGAGCAACAUGAAAUAUUACAAGAAAACUAUGAAGAAAUUGAUGAUUUAAUUACAAGGAACAGUUCUUGUAAUAUCACAUCACAGAACAAUAAAAUAAAUAAAUUUCAAACAAUUAAUAAUUUAAAAUUGGAUUCAACGGAAAGUCAGAAAUGUUUGAAUUUUGGUAAAAAUUCAGACAAAAAUUUUAAAGGAAGAGAAAAUGUCAAUGGAUGUCAGACUAAAAUACAUAAAAGAACUGAAACAAAAUUAAAAAAUGUCAGCUUAAGAAGUCGAAUUUUAUCCGGCUUAAAAAGUAAUAGAUGUAUCAAAAGCUGCUCUCUUUCUGUUUCAUCCUCUAAAAAAAUUAAUAGCAAAACUACUGAUAUUACUUCAGUAAAACAAAACAAAAUAGCAGGUGUUGAAAUUGAUACUAGAAGUGAAGCAACAGAAUGUAAAUCAAGUAAAAUUAAAUGUCCAGUGAAUCUAUCAACAUCACAGAAUAAUACUAGUUCAGUGACAUCAGUUUUAGAAGAAUCUAAUUAUUCAAAUAUUCAUAAGUUAGUAAAUAAUAAACUUACUGUAAAUAAUGAAAAAUCAAAACUGACUCAGAAAAGAAUAUUAAGAAAUAAUAAUAAUGAUUUAGAUGUAACUGAAAGUAAACGGCAAAAAUUAGAUAACAUCAAUAAAAAUGAUACUGUUGCAUGUGAUUAUUGGACAAUAGGAAGCAGUUGGUUGGAUAUAGAUGUGCAUGCAAAUCAACUUUUGCUUGAGAUUGGUUCUUUAAAUACAAAUUCUGCAAACUGUAAGGAUAAAAUAUUAAAAAUUUACUAUCAAUUGUUAAAUCCAAAGGUUAUAACAUCAGCAGAUGUUUUUAUUAAAUCUUUACUAAUAUAUUUGUCGAAGACAAGGAAGAAUGCAUUUAUUGAUUUUAUAGAAGGCAAUUGUUCUCCACCUCUUUUGACAAAUAUGGAAAGAAAUUUGAUUUUAUUUAUCACAUUUUUAGAAAAAAAAUCAAAAAAUCAUUUGAAACAUAUUGCACAAAGUUUGCAAACUGCACUUUUAGCACACGUUUUCACUAAAAAUCAUCACAUCUUAUUUGGAUUGGCAACAUUAUGUCGUCUUUAUGUAGGAUUGUGCAAACAGAAAGGUGAACUAGAAAAGGCACGUGUAUUUUGUUAUGAUCUCUUCAUUAAGUUUAAAGAAUCAUCUAUCUAUCUUGUAAGUACUGUUGUAGGAGUGUGGCCAACAGUUCUAACUGGAAAAGCAAAUAGUCCAUUAGAAAAAGUAUAUGCUUACAUAUUAUUUAGAGCAGGGAAUAACCUUAACAGUACCCUUUAUCAACAAUGUAAAUCUGUUCUUGAACUUAAAUGUAAAUUAAAAUCUCCAAAUAAUGAAGAUAUCCUAUCUUUAGGUAAAGAAAUAAUUUGUACAAUAGAAGAACAAACAAUAAAUGAAAACGUUAAGCAAAUAUUUCUUGAAGCCCAAAUGGCAUUAGAAUUACUGGCAAUUUAUUCACGUGAUAAGUCUAUAUUAGAACAAUUUUUCAAAUUGCUUUUAUCAGAAUUUGAAAAAUAUCAGAAAAAUUUUAAUAAUGAUAUUUCACAGACUAAGCUAGUGUUUAUUACUAAAAUGCUUGGAACUGUUAGUUUGCGUUGUAAUUUAGGAAAAAACAAUGUAGACAUUGUUGAAAAAAAACUAUUUGAUUUAUUAGAUUCAAGUGCAUCAGCAACUAUAAUUCAAGAAUCUGCAUUUGUUUCUUUAGUUCUUUUGCAGCCAAAAUUGAAACAGUCUUGUAUUGACAUUAUUUCAAAAUGGUUUUUAUCCCAUCAAAGUGAACUAAGCAAUGAAGUUAAAAACUUUAUAGAAAAGCUUAAAUUAAAAGAUUUCUUCAAAAGUUAAGAAUUAUUUUCUCCUUAUUAUUAUUUUUUUUAAUUUAGUUUUCUAUUU